This is a messenger RNA of Cetraspora pellucida, 402 nucleotides long. The record is from the annotation of a GenBank genome assembly. NCBI's taxonomy places the organism in Eukaryota, Fungi, Glomeromycota, Glomeromycetes, Diversisporales, Gigasporaceae.
AUGCAGGUGCAAAGAAAUAGAACUUAUCCACUGAUUUCAUCUUAUGAGGGUGAACUAGUAAAUGUGUUUCGUCAAGAAAAUUCUUCAAAUCGUGAACCUUCAAAUCACGAACCUUCAAGUAUUCAAAUAAUUCAAAAAUCAAUUAAUGAAACUGAAUAUAAUGAAAAUAAUAAAGAACAACAUGAUUAUGAAGUCGAAAUUGCUUAUUUACAUGAAAUAUUAGACAAGACUAAGGAACUUUUAGAAGAAUCACGCAACAAGCCCAAAGGGCAUUUAUGGUUAAAAAAUAUUCGAUCAAAUUUCAGAUCAUUAGAAAACAUGAAUAAUGACAUUGCGGCAUUAAAUAAUCGUAUAACAAUGCCCAGAACAUGGAAGGAUUUUAAUAAAAACACAAUGUACUGG